AUGAUCUCGAAACAUCCGGAUCCCCAUGCCGAUGACUCUACCCCGUCCCUGCCGAUUCCCCGAACCCCCAGAGGCUGCAGCGGCGAGGAGAUCGUCUUAGCCCUCCAAAGCUUCCCUCCCGGUAGCUCGGGCGGCCUCGAUAGCCUGACGGCUCAGCACAUCCUCGACCUACUAACCGUGGGCGGCGAACUACGCCGACUCCUACUGGAACAGCUUGGCAGAGUAUGUGACAUCAUAGCAAGGGGCCGGAUAGCCGACGACGCAAGACGGCUGGUCCUCGGUUCCUGGCUAGUUGCAGCAAAGAAGACGAGUGGAGACCUUCGCCCAAUCGCCGUCGGAUGUACCCUUCGCCGCCUCACGGCGAAAAUCCUUCUCGCUAGGGUCCGCGCCGAUGCGACAGCCUACCUCUGCCCUCGACAACUCGGCUUCGCCACAAAGGGCGGAGGAGAAAUCGCCGUACACAGCAUCCGCUCAUACCUUCAGAUGACCAAGAAAUGCUCAUUGUUGAAAGUUGACUUCCAAAAUGCGUUCAACAGUCACCGUCGCGACACGAUGCUGAAAGAAACACAUGAGCGAGUCCCAGAAAUCUACUCCAUGGUUGCACAGACUUACUCGGAACCGACCCCGAUAUACUUCGGUAGCAGAGUCAUAGAAUCUCGAACAGGUUGCCAACAGGGAGAUGUCUUCUCCCCACUACUCUUCUGCCUAGUCGUCCAUCGGACCCUACGCUCCCUCGAGAGCGAAAUAUGUAUCGGUUUCCUCGACGAUUUCACACUGGUUAGCGAAGACCCCGAGAAGAUACUCCGUGACCUCGACAAGAUCCGCUCCGACCACAAUAUUCAUGGCCUAUCGAUCAAACCAUCGAAAUGCGAGCUGUUCCUGCAUGGGACUCAAACAGCUGAGCACGAUGACAUCGCACACCGGGUCGAUUCUCGACUCCCUGGCUGUCGUAUCAUCAGAGACGAAGCGGAUCUGGAACUUUUAGGGGCCCCCGUCUUUGAGACCGGGAUUGCAGAAGCACUCAAGAAGAAGGAAAAGAAAUACGAACUGAUCUUCCAACGACUAGAACACGUCGGCAGUCACGUCGCCGCGUAUAUUGUCCAGAGGGCGGCCGGAGUCCCGAAACUGACGUAUCUCUUGCGAACUUGCCCAGCAUUCAAAUCGGAGACCUUACUGAAGCGACUAGACUACAUGUUCACAGGCUGUUUCGAGAAUAUCCUGAAAACUUCCAUAUCAGAGGAUGCUCUCACGCAGCUGUCGCUACCCGCAUCUAAGGGUGGAUUCGGUAUCCCGACCCCCUCGAUGACGGCUCUUCCGGCCUUCGCUUCGUCUUGUCACGCUUCCGAACCGGAGGUGCUCGACAUCCUGUCACGUUCCCGCACCGACCGCAUUCAUCUUCGUGAUGAGGCGAUUGAAACAUUCGCGGCCAGAUACGGUACCGUCCCGGAGGUUGAAGAUCGCGCAGUUCAAAAGAAAUGGAGUGAUAUCGCCAGUGAUACGAUCAUAUCGUCUUUACGCCAGAGAUUUUCCCACUCCGAAACCGAUACGAUCAGACUUUGCAACGCUUCGGUCCCGGAAUCGGGCUGGUGGCUUCAAACAAUGCCCAGCAUGAACAUCGGCACCCUCCUGGAAGAUAGGGAUUUCAUACUCGCAGCGAAACUCCGAUUGGGUUUGCCCCUGAUGGAAGAAGUGACUUGCGCCUGCGGGAACGUAGCGGACCGCUACGGACUCCACCGCUUGAGUAGUGUGUCCCUUGCAUCCGGGAGAAUGUCUCGGCACGCUGCAAUCAACGAUCUGGUAGCAAGAGCUUUAAGGCAGUCCGGAACAACAAGCACGAAAGAGCCCAGAAACCUAUCAACAAACGACAUGUUGAGACCCGACGGCAUUUCACAUGAACCAUGGUCUCGAGGCCAACAACUCAUCUGGGAUGUGACAAUCAGAGAUUCGUUUGCACCGAGUAAUAGACAAAUAGCCAGAUCAGCGCGGGCGGUGGCGGCCAAAGCCGAACAAGAGAAAAGGACCAAGUAUCGGGAAUUCCUCGAAACUUACACUUUCGUCCCUUUUGUCAUUGAAUCCACCGGCGUGUGGGGCUCGGACGCUCUGAAGUUGACAAAAGAAAUCGGACGCCGUAUAGUGGCCCGCGGUGGCGAUCGCCGAGCUGCGAUGUACAUACAUAAGACAGCGCGUCGCUGUAGAAGUACAGAGGGGGAACGCUAG
Molecule: messenger RNA, 2217 nt
Organism: Galendromus occidentalis (western predatory mite)
Lineage: Eukaryota; Metazoa; Arthropoda; Arachnida; Mesostigmata; Phytoseiidae
Exons: 1
Coding region: 1-2217 (738 amino acids)
Source: RefSeq, a predicted model, not a curated record